Molecule: messenger RNA, 933 nt
Organism: Cylicocyclus nassatus
Lineage: Eukaryota; Metazoa; Nematoda; Chromadorea; Rhabditida; Strongylidae
Source: the annotation of a GenBank genome assembly
AUGUCGGAAGAUUUCGUGAUUGCACUAAAGGGGCUCACUGAUGAACAGUAUUACGAGUGGGCGCUGGUUAGACUGCUCUUGGAUGAUGGAUAUCCUUCUAGUGAAAUUCCAUUCAUGAUAGAGUCUUGUAAGCUCACUGAUAUGGCGUUGAUUAAUGAAAACCUGGCAAAAUACUAUGCUAUUGAUAGUGAUCAUAGUUUACUGAUUGGAAAAUACCAGUGCGGUGCAACUGGCGAAUGUGGCGUAUUUGUCUACCCUAGUCAAAAUGCAAUAGAAAUACGUUUAGCACAAGUACGAGGAUACUACAGUAAAGAGCAGUUACAUCGUUGGAAUAUGAAAAUGGCUGUCAUGAGUGAUAAAUGUUCUAAUUUCUUUAUGAGAGCAGGAUUCAGAGAACCUUUAUUUAAUGUAGUAUCUUAUGGCGACAUAUUCUAUACUCUCAAUGUCUUAUUGCGUCCAAAUGGACGAUGGGAUGGUAAGAUUAUUUUGAACAGUAUACCUAAAAUGAUUGCGUUCUUUUCAGAAUACUUUGAUGAAUUUGAUAGAAUACUAGAUGGUAAUGUUUACGAUAUUCGUGGACCUGAGAUGGUGUCUGAUGACGAAUAUAAUCUCCUGGGUAAGCCAACACAGCUUGGUGACAUGAAAUUAUAUCAUGCAAUGGAUUUGCAUCGUAUUCCUCUUAAUACUACAGUUAUGAUAUGGCCUAAAAGUGAAAGUGGUCGUACAACAAGGUACGAAGAAGAAUCAGAUGUGUUUAUCACACAGGAAAUGCUUAAUGCUGCUGCUAGAAAAAACACUGCAACUAAGCCCCGUAAUAAUUACCACGAUGAUGAUGACGAUGAUAUGCCAUGGACACGUGGUUUCGACCCUGAUGUAGCCGGCUCUGGUGACGACGACGAUUGGGACAACUACUAUAGACACUACGAUGAUUGA